AUGGAUCAACUUCAGUCUGCCAAGUCCGCCUUGCAACAGACACUAGCCGAGAUCGAAGCAGCCAUUGCGUCUCUGUCAACUGCGCCUGCGGAUGAUCGCAUGCUUCAAAAAAGGAGCGAACAUCUAGCAAGCUCGGAGUCUUCUGACGAAAUUAGUGACGAUCAAUCACAGCCACGGCCGUCCAAGGCAUCAGUACAAGAUGAUGGGGGAAAAGAUUGGACCGAAUAUGGACUCGACGCAAGAUUUCAACAGGAUAAAUGGGUUCGCCCUAAGCCACCGGGCAGAUCUUGCUUUUCUAGUGAGCUUAUCCAAUGGGCCGCAGUGGCGGAACUAGACGAUGAGGGAGUAGAAUACCCAAUACUCACCCUUCGACACCACAAUGCUUCCAAAUGUAUUGCCGGCGAACCCUGCGGAACUGGCCACUGGGAGCUCAUCCAUGAUCGUGUUGCUACGGAAGUUGAGGGAUGCCUAGAUCUGCAGCUGCUAUGCAUGCGUACCGAGCAUGUUGAAAGGCAAAUGACUAGCUGUCCUUCUGAAAACUUCUAUGACUAUAAGGAUUCAAUCACUAAUCUGCCGUGUAAACUAUUCAACGAGCUCUUACCAGACUUCAGCAGUGUCACAAGAGCAGGCUACGAAGUCAUAAUCUUUCGACUUGUUGAACGCUUCAAAGAUGAGGACAUCAAGCCUUGGGUAGGUGAGGGAGUGUGGUUGGACAGCCAUGGACGCGUGCUUCGAGAUAUGGAUGACCCUGAUUGGGCCUGA
Fusarium subglutinans is the source of this 762-nucleotide messenger RNA. RefSeq lists its product as uncharacterized. Lineage: Eukaryota; Fungi; Ascomycota; Sordariomycetes; Hypocreales; Nectriaceae. The record is from RefSeq and is a predicted model, not a curated record. The transcript has a single exon. The coding region runs from base 1 to 762 and encodes 253 amino acids.